AGAUUUUAGGGAGGCGAGGUUGGAUGGGAAGGAUGUUGAGGAGUUGCCUGCAGUCGGUGCUGAAGCUGGUGAAUUCGGUGAUUGGGAUGGCGGGGAUGGGGAUGAUUCUUUACUCCCUCUGGAUGAUGCGGGUUUGGUAUAAGCAAAGCGGUGGCUUAGUUUUUAGCCCUCCAUGGUUUGUUUACACAUUUCUUGGCCUAGGAAUCUUCUUAUGCUUGAUAACUUGCUCAGGUCACAUUGCUGCUGAAACUGCUAACGGUCAUUGCCUUUCAUGUUACAUGGUCUUUGUGUUUUUGCUUGUUAUGCUGGAGGCAGCAGUUACUGCAGAUAUAUUUCUGAACCGAAAUUGGGAAGAGGAUUUCCCAGAGGAUCCAACAGGGAAAUUUGAUGAGCUUAAGAAUUUUGUGAGAUCAAAUUUUGAGAUGUGCAAAUGGAUAGGAUUGUUGGUUGUGGCUGCACAGGCAUUGUCCAUCUUCCUGGCCAUGGUGCUUAGGGCUCUUGGGCCAGACUCUGGAAGUUACUAUGAUAGUGAUGAUGAUAUUGUACCUGCAAGAUUACCCCUCCUGAGAAACCAGGUUCACCACACUUCAUACACUGUUGAACCUAAUUUGCCAAAUAAUGAUCCCUGGAAAGUCAGAAACCGUGAGAAGGUUAGCAGGUGAAAGAUCUAACCAAAAUGCCUCCUUUCCAGAAACUAUAAUUUUGGCGACAUUUAAUUAUGUUCGGAGGGGGUCUGGAGCUUCUGUAUUGUAGUCAGAGAUUAUAACAUGUAGGUGAAAAAUAAGUACUGUAAAUGACAUUGGAAGUGUUGUAGUAUAUGCACAAAUGUUUAUUCACAUCAUUCUUACACAGUAGUAGUUGUAUGAAGCUAUGUUACAAUUAUACAGCAAGAUCGGGGCACAUGCCUUGUUUGACUUAUGACUUCGUAUGGCAAUUUCUGCGAGUUAUCAAUU
This is a messenger RNA of Elaeis guineensis (African oil palm), 953 nucleotides long. RefSeq names its product tetraspanin-19. The record is from RefSeq and is a predicted model, not a curated record. NCBI's taxonomy places the organism in Eukaryota, Viridiplantae, Streptophyta, Magnoliopsida, Arecales, Arecaceae. Gene Ontology annotation, cellular component: membrane.